CAUCAUAGAGGGUUUCCCAGCUAUCCCAAAAUGCCGCCUUGAGAAGGCCGACAGGCAGGACACGGUGGAUGAGAUGGUGCAGGCCUACAGCCUUCAUGGAGCUCUGCGGAUCACAGCCGAAGUUCUGAGGAAGAUCAGCAGGAAUGAUUUAGUGGAGUGUAUUCCACAAAGUGAUGCUCAGCCUGGCAAUGCUGCUGCUGAUGUUGGUGAGACUUUAAGGACCACAGGAGCUGGUUCUGUUCAGCAGGCGGUUCCUUCUUACCCUCCUGCCCCUGAGUUACAGGCUGAAGAUUUGUUGGUGCAAGGAGCAACACCUCCACAACCAAUCACGUCGUACCAACGCGUGCUCCAGUCAAACCUCCACAACAAGUAUAUGUGUGUCCUCGAGGGGUCGUCGAAGCAGAAGGACAAGAAACUUCUGGAUGACAUCUACACUGAGCUCUACAUCAUAGACGGGAAAGAUGAGGACGUCAGCAGGCAGCAUGAGGUCAGGCACGUUGAGCUGGCACCCAGAAGGCCACAAGGAACCGAGAGGUCGAUUCAGCACAACGACAUUUUCAAACACCCGUCUGGGGAAAACACGCCCGUGAGGACAGUUCUGACUCAUGGGAUUGCAGGAAUCGGCAAGACGUUCCUCGUACACAAGUUCAUCCUGGACUGGGCCGAAGGAAGAGCCAAUCAGGACAUGCAUCUCACGUUCCUCUUCACCUUCCGCCAGCUGAACUUACUGAGGGGGAGGAGGUUUCGUCUUGCUGAGCUCAUACACAAAUGUAUCCGGGAGAGCCAAGACAUCGAAAAGGAGACUCUUAAUUACAUCUUCAGAAAACUGCAGACUUCAGGAAACACCAACUACGACAAGAGUAAAUUUAAACUUCUGUUUGUGCUCGACGGUCUGGACGAAAGCCGCCUUCACCUCAACUUCUGCGACAAGGACGAAUGUUCUGCUGACGAGCCGCUGUUGGUGAAUGAAUUGCUGUCAAACCUCAUCCAGGGGAAGCUGCUCCCCGCCGCUCGCCUCUGGAUAACCACGCGACCAGCAGCGGCCAAUCAGAUCCCUCUUGACUUUGUGGACAUCAUGACAGAGGUGAGAGGGUUCACCGACCCACAGAAGGAGGAAUAUUUCAGGAAGAGGUUCAGAAAUGAGCAGAUCUGUGGCCGUAUCAUCUCCCACGUGAGGACAUCACAAAGCCUCCACAUGAUGUGUCACAUCCCAGUGUUCUGCUGGAUCACUGCCACGGUUCUGACGCAGAUGUUAGGAGAAGGUGAGAACAAAGAAAUUCCUCAAACUCUGACCGAGAUGUAUGCAAAGUUCUUGGUGUUUCAGAUCAAACAGACCGCCAAAAAGUAUGGCACGAAUGAGAACAUGAAGAUCAUUAAAUCGCUGGCGAAGCUGGCGUUUCACCAGCUGGAGAAACGAAACCUGAUCUUCUACGAGACGGAUCUGAAGAACAGCGGCAUUCACCUGAGCGACGCGUCGGUGUACUCGGGGGUGUUCACGCAGAUCUUUCAAGAGGAAGAUGGACUGAAUGCAGACAAGAUGUUCUCUUUUGUUCAUCUGAGCAUCCAUGAGUUUUUGGCAGCUGUUUUUGUGGUCCUGUCACUCGUAAACGACAGCAGUGAUGUGAUGGCUGAACCGCAAACACUUCUCGAAUACCUCAACAUGCUGUUCCAGAAAGCAUCUGCAACUGAAGUCUAUAAGAAAGCCGUGGAUAAGGCCUUGCAGAGUCCAAACGGACACCUAGACUUGUUCCUCCGCUUCCUCCUGGGCCUGUCCUUGGAGUCCAAUCAGACUCUCCUACGAGGUCUCCUGAAGCAGAAAGCAAACAGCAAAGACACCAACCAGGAACUUGUGAAAUACAUCAAAAAGAAAAUCAGGGAGAAUCCGUCCCCAGAGAGAUGCAUCAACCUGCUGCACUGCCUGAGCGAACUGAUGGACAGUUCGCUGGUGGACGAGAUCCAACACUACCUGAGAGCAGGAAGCCUCUCCACAGCCCACGUGUCUCCGGUCCAGUGGUCAGCUCUGGUCUACGUGUUACUGUUGUCUGAAAAAGAGCUGGACGUGUUUGACCUCCAGAAAUACUCCAGAUCAGAGGAGGUUCUUCUGAGACUGCUGCCACUGGUCAAAGUCUCCACGACUGCCCUGCUGAGCCAGUGCGAGCUCUCACACUCGUCCUGUGAAGCUCUGGCUUCAACGCUCAGCUCGCAGUCGUCCAGUCUGAGAGAGCUGGACCUGAGCUACAACAACAUCCAGGAUGCAGGAGUGAAGCUUCUCUCUGCUGGACUGGAGAGUCCACACUGCAAACUGGAGACGCUCAGGUUGUCGCGCUGUAAGCUCACCUCGGGAGGCUGCGCUCCGUUGGCCUCGGCCUUGAACGUCAGCCCCUCCCGUCCCAAAGACGUGGACCAUCGUACCAGAAAUCCAGGAGCGAAGCAGCUAACUGUGAAACCUUCCAUCAUAACAACACCGGGAUCCUGUGAGCUCUGCCUACACAGUGAGGGCCAGUACUCCAGCCUCAGAGAGCUGGACCUGAGCAACAACGACCUGCAGGAUGCUGGAGUGAAGCAGCUUUCUGCUGGACUGGAGAGUCCACACUGCAGACUGGAAAACCUCAGGCUCAGCUUGUGCUGGAUGUCGGAGAAAGGCUGUGACUAUCUAGCCUCAGUGUUCCGGUCCAAGCCCUCCAGUCUGAGGAAACUGGACCUGAGCAACAACGACCUGGGCGACCCGGGAGUACAGCUGCUGUCAGUUGGACUAGAAAGCUCAUACUGUAGACUGGAAAGCCUGAGUUUGUCAGGCUGCCUGGUGACGGAGCAAGGCUGUGGUUCUCUGGCCUCCGCUCUGAGCUCCAAUCCCUCCCACAUGAGAGAGCUGGACCUGAGCUACAACCAUCCAGGAGAGUCCGGGGUGAAGCUGCUUUCAGCUGGACUGGAGGAUCCACAGUGGAGACUGGACACCCUCAGGGUCGAUCACUGUGGAGAGUCCAGAAUGCUGCCUGGGCCUAGAAAGUGUAAGUACCAAUGAAGAAGAGCAGCUCCUGUCCUGGCUUU
Stegastes partitus (bicolor damselfish) is the source of this 3048-nucleotide messenger RNA. RefSeq names its product NACHT, LRR and PYD domains-containing protein 3-like. The record is from RefSeq and is a predicted model, not a curated record. The coding region runs from base 74 to 3022 and encodes 982 amino acids. Gene Ontology annotation, molecular function: protein binding. Lineage: Eukaryota; Metazoa; Chordata; Actinopteri; Pomacentridae. The transcript is spliced from 9 exons.